Molecule: messenger RNA, 204 nt
Organism: Laccaria bicolor S238N-H82
Lineage: Eukaryota; Fungi; Basidiomycota; Agaricomycetes; Agaricales; Hydnangiaceae
Exons: 1
Coding region: 1-204 (67 amino acids)
Source: RefSeq, a predicted model, not a curated record
AUGAAAGACAUGGAAAAUAUCUUUCAAUACACCACUGUGAAUAGCAGGUGCCCAAGGAACUUCUGUAAGGUCAUGAAGAAUUUUGACAUAUGCAUCUGCUGCAUUGCGAUCAACUUCUUCAGCAGAAAAGUUUGCUGUUUGAUGAGUAGCAGGAACAGCAUUUGCUUCACAGAAAUUAAUAUUGAGACUUUGGAAAUCUGUUAG